Molecule: messenger RNA, 1590 nt
Organism: Spirometra erinaceieuropaei
Lineage: Eukaryota; Metazoa; Platyhelminthes; Cestoda; Diphyllobothriidea; Diphyllobothriidae
Source: the annotation of a GenBank genome assembly
AUGGCCCACAGGCCGCGGGAAGUGCUUUCCAAGGUCGAACGUGAUGCGCUUAGAGAACUCAAGGCCGACAAAGACCUGGUCAUCGUGCCAGCGGACAAAGGACGCGCCACAGUUGUACUGGACAGGACAGACUACCUUCAAAAAGCCAAAGGUUUACUGGAGGACCGACAGUUCUAUGUCCCAUGUGCAACGAACCCCUUAAAGGCGCUGACACACGAAAUUAAUGCUACGUUGUUGGCCUUGGAGAACUCAGGUGCAAUAACACCGACAGACAGACGCAUGGCGAGACCCCAAGAUACGGCUUUGGCCCGAUUCUAUGGCCUCCCUAAGGUGCACAAAGACGGCGCUCCUCUCCGACCCAUCGUGUCGCUCAAAGGGACUCCAACGUACGGACUGGCUAAGUGGCUGUUCCGGCGUCUAAAGUUCCUGACCGCUGAGUCAGACACCACGGUCUCUUCGUCAGCACAAUUCCUGGAGAAACUCAAAGGGGUAAGCAUCCAUCCAAAUGAGGUCAUGGUAGCUUUUGAUGUUACAUCCCUUUUUACUUCUAUUCCCCAGGACCUGGCGAUCGAGACAAUUGAACUGCUACUACAAAGCAAAUACGAUGAAACGGAGAACCGUCUUGGACACGCCCAAAUCCUUCAGCUCCUGAAGCUCUGUCUCAGGACGUACUUCACGUUCGUCGGGACAAUCUACGAACAGGUGAAGGGCACACCAAUGGGUUCGCCGAUUUCGGGAUUCAUCGCCGAGGCGGUCCUGCAACGGUUAGAGUCGCUGGUCUUCCAACACCACAGACCGAAAUUCUGGGCCCGGUAUGUGGAUGAUACCUUCGUCGUCCUUGAACGGGAUCAGAUGUUGACAUUCCAAGAACAUCUCAACGCCGUCUUCCCGGACAUUCAAUUUACGAUGGAGGAGGAAGAGAACAACCAGCUGGCCUUCCUGGACGUCCUCGUAUGCCGCAAGGAUUGUGGUGGACUAAAGACCAAAGUGUUCAGGAAAGCGACGAAUACGAUGCAAGUACUGAACUUCAACAGUAACCACCCAAUCAGCCUCAAACGCAGUUGUGUAAGGACGCUCUAUCGGCGUGUCGAAACGCACUGCAGUGAGCCGGAAGACAAAAUUGCUGAACUACAAUACCUCCGACGGGUCUUCAAAGCCAAUGGCUACCCGCGCAACUUCGUCGACCGGUGCAUACGCAAAAAGGACGAAAGGCCUAACCGCACGGACACCAAGUCUUGGCGGGCACUUCCGUAUGUCAAGAACGUUUCGGAAGCUGUUGGCCGCCUUCUCACACCACUUGGGGUUGGAGUGGCACACAGACCGGAGGCAACCAUCAGGCGUCAGAUAAUGAAACCGAAAGACCCAAUGCCACGGCCAGAAACGUCUGGGGUCGUUUAUCGGAUCUGGUGCAGUUGCGGACAAAGCAACUACGUCGGAGAAACCGGAAGACAGCUCCGAACGAGAAUGGUCGAACACGCGGCAGCGGUGCGCAGAAAUGACGCCAGCUCUCAAAUUGCGGCCCAUUCGACGAGAUCCGGCCACACAUUUAAAUUCGAUGAGGCCGAAAUUCUCGCAAGAGGUGACAACUGA